This is a messenger RNA of Corythoichthys intestinalis (scribbled pipefish), 1931 nucleotides long. It is a transcript of the gene styk1b, whose product is annotated as serine/threonine/tyrosine kinase 1b. NCBI's taxonomy places the organism in Eukaryota, Metazoa, Chordata, Actinopteri, Syngnathiformes, Syngnathidae. The record is from RefSeq and is a predicted model, not a curated record. Gene Ontology annotation, biological process: chemotaxis; regulation of mast cell degranulation; cell adhesion. Gene Ontology annotation, molecular function: protein tyrosine kinase activity; ATP binding. The coding region runs from base 96 to 1436 and encodes 446 amino acids. The transcript has 10 exons.
GCAGCUCGAGUUCUUCCUAGCACCCGGAAACUGAAAACCCAUCACACCGGUCUUAAAAUUUCGACUCUUUGCUUUCAGCGCGUCUUUUUGACAGGAUGUCGUCGAUAUCAAACGCAGACUUCCUCUGCCAACAAGGAGACACCCUUUGCGAGAUCCGCUUGUAUGAGAAGGAAGUGAUUGUGGUGCCCAUCCUGCUGCUGGCUACAUUCACGGUCACGCUGGUCUUUAUCUUCCUGUUGCGCUUCUGUCCCGAGAAGGUCGACCGCAUCCGCAUCAGCAGCUUAAAGUCUAACUUCAGAAGAGAGCUGCAUGGCAUCGACGCUCCCCCUGGAAUCAACGUGCUGGAGGGUGAAAGCAUUGCCCUGGACAUGCCCACCUACUCCACCUUCAACCAGCCCAUCACCUACACACACAAAAAGCUCUCCCUGUCCGUAGACAUGCCUCCAGUGUCGUCCGGCGCAGCCUACGAUCCCGCGUCGGAAAUUGUCGUCCAGCCCCGAGAGUUACCCCGCCAGAGAUUGCCCGAGUCCUUUAACCUGGUGACCCCGCUGCCCGGUUCCUUCUCACUACGCUCCGAUUCGUCCGUGUCACUCUACAGGGCUCGUAUGGAAAAUAGGAACGUCAUCUUGCGGGUGUUGAAUGACUCUGCCGAUGCCACCGAGAGACACAACUUCCUGGACUUCGCGUCCUUCCUGGCCAAGGUGGGCCCGCACCCGUUCUUGCCCGAGCUUCUGGGCGUGGUCUCCCUGCGUGCGCCUCUGGUGACGGUAGUGGAAGAGCUGGAGAACCGGGAUCUACUCGGCUUCUUGUGGCGGUGCAGGCAGGAAGACGUGACUCCUCCUUGCGAGAUGACAGAGCGGCGCAUAUAUACAAUGGCCCAGCAUGUGGUCUCAGCGCUGACAUUUCUCCACAGCAAAGACCUCCUGCACGGUAACAUCCGUGCCCGUAGCGUACUAGUCAGUAAGGCACACACGGCCAAACUGUGGGGCCUACAUGGGGUCUUCAUGCGCACGAACCAGGCGGCCACGAAAAAGGACGACCCCAGCAUGAAGAAGUGGCAGGCACCGGAGAUUUUAGCAAAGAGGAACGUCGGUCCUAGCAGUGAUGUUUGGUCUUUUGGUAUCUUGCUGUAUGAAAUGGCAACACUGGGAGAAGCCCCGUUUGCAGAAAUCCCCGUCAACGAACUCCUUCAAUUCCACCAACGAGGCAAAAGUCUUAAGAAGCACUCCAACUGCACCAACAGCCUCUACGCCCUCAUUAAAGGUUGCUGCCAGUGGAAAGAAGCGGAUCGACCCACGCUGGCCGAGGUGACCCGCAAACUCGCGUCUGGGGAGAAAAGCGCCUCGGAUAAAGUCUUAAAGGGGACGGCAGUUAACGUGGAGCGGUACUUGCAGGAGGCUGGAUAUGGCGAGAGCAACAGCUACACUAUCUUCUGAUUAAAACUGCCACUUUUUUUUUUCUAAAUUACUAGUGCACUUUUCAACCUCAACUGUUACAGUUCCCACUUUGCACAUGAAGGAGACAACAUUUUUGUAUAUUCAAGAUGUUUAUUAAGCUUUUCCUAAUGAAAAACCAAUUUUUUUUUAAAGGUUUAGGCAAAAGGAAAAGACUUUGAAGCAGAUGUAAACUUGAAAAUCACCAAGUUGGAGAACGAUGGUUUGUCUGUCUUGUUUACCACUUUCCUCAGGUGCAUUGCUAUGUAUUAGUAUGGUUCCAAGUUGAAGGACUGUGAACUGAAUAAUAAAAUAGAAUCAUCAUCACAGCCUACAUGGAGGAUGACAUUGGCUGUGUCAAAAAAAACAAAAAGGUUCCAGGACUGGUGUUACAUUUUUCAAACCUGAAAAUGUCCAGAGUGAACAUAGCCAUGCUAAAACAACCUAACCUGGUUUCCCUGUGAUUCCUCCUAAGGACUUUUUUCAAGUCAUGAAUGA